This is a messenger RNA of Hydra vulgaris (swiftwater hydra), 1505 nucleotides long. Its product is annotated as cAMP-dependent protein kinase catalytic subunit alpha. Gene Ontology annotation, molecular function: protein serine/threonine kinase activity; ATP binding. Gene Ontology annotation, cellular component: nucleus. NCBI's taxonomy places the organism in Eukaryota, Metazoa, Cnidaria, Hydrozoa, Anthoathecata, Hydridae. The record is from RefSeq and is a predicted model, not a curated record. Gene Ontology annotation, biological process: protein phosphorylation.
AUAGUUUAACACAUGUUUUUGCUAUUUCCGUACUUCUUUUUUUCAAAGUUUACAUCGGCAGCGGGAACUAGUAAAUGAAAAGGUUGUCACGAAACACCAAACUUUGAAUUACGACUUUUAAAUUUAUUAAAAUGAGAAAUAGCAUUAGUUUAUAGCUUUAUAAAUAAAAAAAAUACAACAAAUAUAUUUAAUAUGGGUAAUGCAGCAACUGCAAAGAAAGGAGAUUCGGAAAAUGCUGUGAAAGCAUUUCUGAGUCAAGCUCAAGAAGAUUUUAAAAAAAAAUGGGAUAGUCCUUCACAUAACACAGCUGGCCUUGAUGAGUUUGAAAGAAUAAAGACACUUGGUACUGGAUCUUUUGGAAGAGUAAUGCUGGUUAAACAAAGAGAAAAUGGAAAAUAUUAUGCAAUGAAAAUAUUAGAUAAGCAAAAAGUUGUAAAAUUAAAACAAGUUGAACAUACAUUAAAUGAAAAGCGUAUUCUGCAAGCUAUAGAAUUUCCAUUUUUAGUAAAACUUGAGUGGCAUUUCAAGGAUAAUUCAAAUUUGUAUAUGGUUUUGGAAUUUGUUCCUGGUGGUGAAAUGUUUUCUCAUUUGAGGCGUAUUGGUAGAUUUAGUGAACCUCAUUCUCGAUUUUAUGCAGCACAAAUUGUCUUAGCAUUUGAAUAUCUACAUUCUCUUGAUCUUAUUUAUAGAGAUUUGAAACCAGAAAAUUUACUGAUCGACGAUAAAGGAUAUUUAAAGGUUACUGAUUUUGGAUUUGGUAAACGAGUUAAAGGAAGAACAUGGACUCUUUGUGGAACUCCAGAGUAUCUUGCUCCUGAAAUUAUUCUAAGCAAGGGUUAUAAUAGAGCAGUAGAUUGGUGGGCUCUUGGUGUUCUUAUCUAUGAAAUGGCUGCUGGUUAUCCUCCUUUCUUUGCUGACCAACCUAUUCAAAUUUAUGAAAAAAUCGUUUCUGGAAAGAUGCGAUGUCCCUCUCACUUCAGUCAGGAUCUUAAAGAUCUUUUAAAAAGUUUACUGCAAGUUGAUCUUACAAAGCGCUUUGGUAACUUAAAAAAUGGUGUAGCGGAUAUAAAAAACCACCGUUGGUUUUCUUCAACGGAUUGGAUUGCAAUUUAUCAGAAAAAAGUGGAUGCUCCAUUUAUUCCUCGUUGUAAAGGUCCUGGUGAUCCUUCGAAUUUCGAUGAUUAUGAGGAAGAAGCUCUGCGGAUCUCCAGUACUGAAAAAUGUGCUAAAGAAUUUGCAGAUUUUUAAAUGGUUUAUUUCCUACCAUUUAUAUAAGCUUGGCAUUAUUCGCUUUUGUAAACUUACUUCUAUGGUCAUGGUUUUUAAUUCUGUAUAUGUGUAAGCGAGCAGUGGCGAGUUAACGCUAAUUAUGCAAGUUAACUAAUGCUAACGUAAAAACGAUUUGCAUAUUUACUUCAGCGAGGUUUUCUUCAAUUAAAGGAAAUAAACUUUAGAGGUGUAGAAAAUGAAAUCUCAUCGGUGUCUUUCAGUUUAAAACUUGAAUA